GGCGAGUUCCUUGGCUUUCUUCAGCAGCCCAUUACGGCGUUUGGAGAACGUCACUUGCCUAGCGCUUUUAUCCUCGAUUCGCUUUAUCUCCAGCUUCUUCCGGCCCAUGACCACAAAACCAAGAAAUUAGUUAAAGAUUUGGCAUACGUUCAGCAAAUUUAUGACUGGUUUAUAAAGAGGAGGAUGGUGCAAUACCACGAGUUGCCUUAGGCGGAAGAAGACGCAGUUAGGCUCCUUCAAGUCUAUGGUAUCUUUGAAGAAUUUGUAUCAAUUAUACAGCUAAAAAAUGAAGCCAAGUUUGGUAAGAUCAUUUAGGUUGACUAGAUGUUUGCCCUCAAUGACAUAAUUUGUCAUGUUAAUAUCACUCGAUAUUUUCUAGUAUUUUUUCCUCAAUACAAAGCAUUUCAAAUUCAGACUCCGCCAUCUAUGUACUUAUGGUAAAUCAGUAAACAUUGGUUUAAUUAAUUUUUUUUUGAUAUGUAUGUUGCAAGAAUGAUAAGUAAUUUCAUAUAUGUUGCAAGAAUGAUAAGUAAUUUCAUACUCUAUUUUCAUUAUUUUUUCUAUGUAAAGAUUCGGAUCGAACUUUGACGGUUGGUUUGAUUCCAGUUCAACUUAUAGUUAAUAUAUAGAACUAAUGGUUUCCCUUUUUAUGAUAUUCAUGAUACUUGGUUCGAUUUGAUUUCCUUUAUAGUUUGAUCGAAUUAGAUUGCACCCACUCUUACAAAAGAAUAACGACAUUAACAACAAAUUACGAUCCAUCUAUUAGGGACCCAUGGACACAAAUUAUAUAUUUUGGGAGAUAUGAUCAUCAAAAAUAUUAAGUGGAGUCCAAGUUACAUCUUUAAAUGUUUGAGGACCUCAAAUGAAAAUUAGCCUGGAAAGUUGAUGGUCCAAUACGGCAAUACCACGAGUUACCUUAGUCGUACGUCUUAAAGCAUAUGGUUAAAAAUCUUGCUUCUUUAAAAUAUAUAAUUUCUAUGUUGUUACAUUCAAUAACUUAUCAUCCGUUCCUCUAUUGGAAAUUUAAUACCCAUUUCUUUUUAUUUUUAUUUUUAUUUUUUUUGUUAUUUGUUGUUUUGUCUUUAAUAUCUCAACCAAUUGAACCCUAGGACAACUCAAAAUAUAAACGCAGUAUAGAACAAAAGUUUAAUCAUUAUCUGAUUAUGAGUGCAGGUAUCUUUGAAGAAUUAGCCUCGAUUAUGCACCUCAAAAUGAAGCCAUGUUUGGUAAGAUCAUUUAGGUUGACUAGAUGUUUGCCCUCAAUGACAUAAUUUGUCAUGUUAAUAUCACUCGAUAUUUUGCAGUAUUUUUUUCUGAAUACACAACAUUACAAAUUCAGACUUAAGACUUUUCUCAUUAAUGCUGCCUAUGUACUUAUGGCAAGUUAGUAAGUAUUUGAUCUGGAAUGGACAAAGUUAAUACUCAAUCCGUUCCAUUUAUAUAGGUUUGUUUUGUUUUUCACACGAAUUAAAAAUGGUGAGGUGGCCGAGAGUGGAGAAAAGAGAGAGAUGAUAUGUGAGAGGAGAGAAAAAGAGUUAGUUGAGAGGAGAGAAAAGUCGAAAGUGAAUUUCUUUGCAAAGGGAGGUGAGUUGAAAAAGGCAAGGUUGAUAAAAGGCCAAUGUUAUUGUUAGUAUACAAAGAGUCCCUCCUCAGCUUCGAGGAGUCUAACACACCCCUCCCUAGUUUUGUUAAGUCUUUGUUGCAGGAAUUCGAAGAUGUGUUCCCGAAAGAUAUGCCAAAUGGGUUGCCACCAAUUCAAGGAUCGAGUACUAGACUUCAUACCUGAAGCUGUCAUUCCAAACUAACCAGCUUACCAAAGCAAUCUUGAGGAAACAAUGGAGCUUCAGAGGCAAGGUAAGGAGUUGAUGAGCAAAGACUAUGUGAGGGAGAGCAUGAGUCCAUGUGCUGUGCUUGUUCUGUUGGUGCCAAAGAAGGAUGAGACUUGGAGAAUGUGUGUGGACUGCAGAGCUAUCAACAACAUAUCGAAGAGGAAUAUAUUGCAGCCACAUAGGCUAAGAAAGAAGCUUUAUUGCAUAAAGGUACUGUUGUUUUGUGUUAGUUGGAUGACUACUAUGUGGUACAUGUCCAUUGGCAUCAAAGUUGAGAUUUGUUGGAAUGUGAUGCCAAACUACUCUACUUAAACAAUUUCCCAGUAACUUGGUUGGUUGGUUGGUUGGCCAAAAACCCUGAUCCAUUACAUUGAAAACGUGUUUGGAGAAAGGAGCGUUUGUUGCAACUCAACACUUCUGCUUUCUAAUUUAUUAGAAGCCCUUGAUAGUUGGAUCGAGAUUGAGAUCAAUCGCCAUUUGAGAUGGUUUCCAAAUUCUUGCGUCUUUCUCUUUUCGUGUUCUUCUUCCAAACCUCUGGCUGGAAGUUAAUUCUUUUGAUUUUCUUUGUAAAUAUAAACACUGUGUGUGUUUGUAUAAAGAGAAAUGGGGUGAUUAAUAGUGGCUUUCUUAAAUUGAUAAGUGAGUGAUUUAUGAUUAGGAUUCGAUUUAAGGUUUUGUGUGGCCAAAUAGAAGGGUACAAUUGAGUCUGAGCCCUUUGAUCCUUUUUCCCCCAAUAUUUCCUUGAUGCUUUUGGAGGGAUAUCACCGAUCAAGUGGAAGGAACUGUAUUCGCUGCAAUAUUCUGAAUUACUUUAAUUUUUUGUUGCUCUUAGUUCAAAGUUUUAU
This is a messenger RNA of Olea europaea var. sylvestris, 2674 nucleotides long. RefSeq lists its product as uncharacterized. Bases 1836 to 2141 code for a protein of 101 amino acids. The transcript is spliced from 5 exons. Lineage: Eukaryota; Viridiplantae; Streptophyta; Magnoliopsida; Lamiales; Oleaceae. The record is from RefSeq and is a predicted model, not a curated record.